AUGUUUGUUCCCUUCCCUACAAUCAACUUUUUGACAAUCCUGUCUUUUCUCUUCAUCAUUGUGUCUGGAAAUCCUAUCAAGCGCAGAGAGGAAGAAGCUACAGGAGUGAGAAUAUCAGGUCUUUUCGGUCUCUUUACUACAGUUGCUACUUCUGCUUUGACGACUGGUGAACAAGUCGGUAUCGUCAUCCUCUCAAGCCAAACCAUCUACAUCCAAGAACCCAACAAUUUACCCGCCACAGAAUGGGGCGUACCGGAGCCCACACGCUCCAGCUCCAGCUCCAGCUCCUACGCAGCUGGAGCUGUUGCUGUGACUGGCACAUUUGGGAAUACACCAUAUAGUUUUCCUACCUCUGGUUUCCCUGCCGCGAGCACGCAGGUUGAUGCUUCUUCGUCUGAAGCUUCUUUUACUGAUGCUCCGGCUCCGGCUCCUGCUUCUGCUUCUUCAUCCGAAGAUUCUUUCACCGAGACUCCUGCAUCUUCAUCUGCAUCAGCAUCAACGGACUCAACACUGAUCCUAACACCCAUCAUCGAAGACGAACAACAAAGCGCCGCCACAACAACAUCAUGCAACCCCGCCAUUGCAGGCGUAACAAUCCCCGCUAGCGCUCUCACAACCGGCGAAUACGUCGCAGUGGAAGUUCUCUGCGAGGAAACAAUCUACAUCCAAGAGCCUAAUUUCUAUCCCACCAAGACCUGGUAUGGUAUCUCCGCCUCCUGGACACUAAAUACCACGGUCACCACAGCCACAUCUACAUCCACGAUGUGCAAUACCACAGUUGCCGGUGUUACUAUUCCCACCAGUGCCCUCACGACCGGAGAACUCGUCGCUGUGGAAACUCUUUGUGGCGAGACGAUCUAUAUUCAAGAGCCUAAUUUUUAUCCCACCAAGACUUAUUACGGUGUUUCCGAUGCUGCUUCGACGAGUAUGACUACAACUUCUGCAACGAGUGCAUCUCCAUCAAGCAUGACUAUGGAUGUUGGAUCGCAGGUACUGAAUGCCCGCGCCGGAGAUGGUGUACCGUUUUUUGCGAAUAACAUGCCGACUUCUCUGCGUCAUGUGAAUGCGAAUCGGAUUCAAAGUGUUGCAAGUGGUGGUGCUGAGGCUUUUGAGUAG
Messenger RNA from Botrytis deweyae, 1116 nucleotides. RefSeq lists its product as uncharacterized. NCBI's taxonomy places the organism in Eukaryota, Fungi, Ascomycota, Leotiomycetes, Helotiales, Sclerotiniaceae. The record is from RefSeq and is a predicted model, not a curated record. The coding region runs from base 1 to 1116 and encodes 371 amino acids. The transcript is spliced from 2 exons.